UGCGGCCGUGUAAGGGGCCGAGGUGCGCGGCAGCUGCCCGCCGGCCGCCAUGAGCAGGCCCAGCCGGCUGCAGAGGCAAGUUCUGAGCCUGUACCGCGAGCUUCUGCGCGCCGGGCGCGGGAAGCCGGGCGCUGAGGCCAGGGUGCGGGCCGAAUUCCGCCAGCACGCCUGCCUGCCGCGCUCCGACGUGCUGCGCAUCGAGUACUUGUACCGCCGCGGACGGCGCCAGCUCCAGCUGCUGCGCUUGGGCCACGCCACCGCACUGGGCGCCUUCGUACGCCUGCGGGGCCCGCCCGGGGAGCCCGGCGGUGUGGGGGCCCCGGGGAGCCUGCCUGACGAUGGGGACGGUCCGAGGAGUCACCUCGAAGGCGCGAGGGCCCCGGAGACACCGCCCAGCGGGCGGUGACAGGCAGAAAAGCCCGUUCGCUGGAGCCGGGGGGAACACCUGAC
Trichechus manatus latirostris (Florida manatee) is the source of this 450-nucleotide messenger RNA. It is a transcript of the gene SDHAF1, whose product is annotated as succinate dehydrogenase complex assembly factor 1. Lineage: Eukaryota; Metazoa; Chordata; Mammalia; Sirenia; Trichechidae. The record is from RefSeq and is a predicted model, not a curated record. Gene Ontology annotation, biological process: mitochondrial respiratory chain complex II assembly. The coding region runs from base 50 to 406 and encodes 118 amino acids. The transcript has a single exon. Gene Ontology annotation, cellular component: mitochondrion.